CCCAUGUAGAACCCAAGGACGCAGCCGCCCUGCUGAAAGCACGGCGGCCCAUCAUCGGAAAUCGUGACCUCGAGACGGUGGCCCUCAGCCCUCCACCUCCGGCUGGGGCGGGAGGCGCCCAUCUCCAAGUCCCCAGCCAUGACGACCUCAGCGCUGCGGCGCCAGGUGAAAAACAUCGUACACAACUACUCCGAGGCGGAGAUCAAGGUGCGAGAGGCAACCAGCAAUGACCCCUGGGGCCCGCCCAGCUCGCUCAUGUCGGAAAUUGCCGACCUGACCUUCAACACGGUGGCCUUUGCUGAGGUCAUGGGCAUGCUGUGGCGGCGGCUUAAUGACAGCGGCAAGAACUGGAGGCAUGUGUACAAGGCGCUAACGCUGCUGGACUACCUGCUCAAGACAGGCUCGGAGCGAGUGGCCCACCAGUGCCGCGAGAACGUCUUCACCAUCCAGACACUCAAGGACUUCCAGUACAUCGACCGCGAUGGCAAAGACCAGGGAGUCAACGUGCGUGAGAAGGUCAGGCAAGUGAUGGCUCUGCUCACGGAUGAGGAGCGCCUGCGGCAGGAGCGGACCAACGCCCUGAAGACCAAGGAGCGUAUGGCACUGGAAGGCAUGGCCAUAGGCAGCGGACAGCUGGGCUUCAGCCGCCGCCAUGGCGAGGACUACAGCCGCUCCAAGGGUUCCCCAUCCUCCUACAACUCUUCCUCCUCAUCCCCUCGUUACACCUCAGACCUGGAGCAGGCCCGGCCCCAGACGUCAGGAGAAGAGGAGCUGCAGCUGCAGCUGGCCCUGGCCAUGAGCCGAGAGGAGGCUGAGAAGCCAGUCCCCCCAGCCUCCCACAGGGAUGAGGACCUGCAGCUGCAGCUGGCUCUGCGUCUGAGCCAGCAGGAGCAUGAGAAGGAGGUGAGGUCCUGGCGGGGAGAUGACUCUCCCAUGUCCAAUGGCGCUGGGGCUACAGUCUGCCCUCGGCGGGACAGAGAACUUGAGAGAGAAGAGAAAGAGAAGGAGAAGCUGAAAACCAGCCAGUCCUCCAUCCUGGACUUGGCGGACAUCUUCGCACCCACCCCGGCCCUGCCCUCCACGCACUGCUCCGCUGACCCAUGGGACAUCCCAGGUCUCAGGCCCAACACAGAGGCCAGUGGCUCCUCCUGGGGGCCAUCAGCAGACCCCUGGUCUCCAGUCCCCUCAGGAAGUACCCUAUCCCGAAGCCAACCGUGGGACCUGCCCCCUAUGCUCUCCUCCUCUGAGCCCUGGGGCCGGACCCCAGUGCUGCCUGCUGGACUCCCCAGUACAGACCCCUGGGCACAGAACUCCCCCCACUACAAACUCUCCAACACUGAGGCCAACCCUUGGGGGGCCUUGGUGGAAACCUCCAACACACCUGGCGGUACCUCGACCUUUGACCCAUUUGCCAAACCUCCAGAAUCCGCAGAGGCUAAGGAGGGGCUGGAGGGUGCCCAGGCCCUGCCCUCUGGAAAGCCCAGCAGUCCUGUGGAGCUGGACCUGUUUGGAGACCCUACUUCCAGUUCCAAGCAAAAUGGCACCAAGGAGCCAGAUGCCUUUGACCUAGGUGUAGUAGGGGAAGCGCUAACCCAGCCUAGCAAGGAGGCACGACCUCGCACUCCUGAGUCCUUCCUGGACCCCUCGGCCUCCCCCUUAGUCAACCUUGACUCCUUAGUCAAGGUGCCCCAGGCUGCGAAGACCCGGAACCCCUUCCUGACAGAUAUCAGCGCUCCAUCUCCCGCCAACCCGUUUGGCUUGGGAGAGCAGGGGAGGUCGACCCUGAACCAGAUGCGCACCGGGUCGCCAGCGAUGGGCCUGACGGUCGGCGGGCCAGUUGGGGUGCCACUGAGCUCCAUGACCUACAGUGCCUCCCUGCCCCUCCCACUCAGCAGCGUGCCAGCCAGCGUGACCCUCCCCGCCUCGGUCAGCGUCUUCCCGCGGGCUGGCGCUUUCACGCCACCUCCCGCGAGCCUGCCGCCGCCGCUGCUGCCCACGUCAGGCUCGGCCGGGGUGCUCCACCCCUCCCCACAGCCCGGAACCAACCCUUUCCUCUGAGCCCUGUCAGGCCCGGCCACCCGGCGCGUGCGCGCUAGGCCCGACCUCCGGA
Molecule: messenger RNA, 2110 nt
Organism: Pteropus alecto (black flying fox)
Lineage: Eukaryota; Metazoa; Chordata; Mammalia; Chiroptera; Pteropodidae
Gene: EPN3
Product: epsin 3
Exons: 9
Coding region: 139-2058 (639 amino acids)
Biological process (GO): endocytosis
Cellular component (GO): clathrin vesicle coat; endosome; plasma membrane
Molecular function (GO): clathrin binding; phospholipid binding
Source: RefSeq, a predicted model, not a curated record